Messenger RNA from Alternaria viburni, 936 nucleotides. RefSeq lists its product as uncharacterized. The transcript is spliced from 2 exons. NCBI's taxonomy places the organism in Eukaryota, Fungi, Ascomycota, Dothideomycetes, Pleosporales, Pleosporaceae. The record is from RefSeq and is a predicted model, not a curated record. Bases 1 to 936 code for a protein of 311 amino acids.
AUGACACCUCAGCAGACGACACCUCAGCAGACCACACCAAAGAAGAAGACACCUCAAAAGAAGACCAGUACCACCAGAUACAGGAAGACGAAGCAGCAUAAGAAUCAGCGACUGUCCGAAGACCCAGACGCUGAAGAUGAUGAAGAUUCUUUCAAGAUCGACAUGUCAGACUCAACUUGGCAAGAACUCCCCCCGCACACCAGCGACGCUUUCUUGAGCAACAAUUUCGCGAGCUCUGUCGCUGCACCAGCUCGUGGUUUGGAUGGCCGGGAGCCCAAUCAGGAACCUCUGGGGAACCUGAACGUGAAGGUGGUCGACAUUCUUGACGGUGGCGAGUACUUUGUGCUCGUGGACUGGUCUCCGGAGCAGGACAAGCAGCUGGAUUAUUGGUUCAACCAUCUCCGAAGACGACACAUCUCCAACUUUGGUUAUGAGAGCGAAGACAUCAAUAACCAGGAAGACAACAAUAUCUCCAACUUGUAUGCUGAGAGCGGCAAGAUCUAUAACCAGGAAGACGACAACAUCUCCAACUUUGGUUAUGAGAGCGGAGACAUCAAUGACCAGGAAGACUACAACAGGUCUAGCUUGUAUGCUGAGAGCGGCAAUAUCAAGCACACAGCUGUUGUUGACCACAUCCGGCUCCUCAUCGAAUCGUUCGGCCGCAACAGGCGGACCUUGAGUCGCGAGCUGGUUGUGGCAGAAUCUCCCUCGAAAGCUAGCGACGCUUUCUUGAGCGACAACUUCGCGAGCCCUGUCGUUGGUCCAACUCGUGAUGAGAUGAAGGAGAAAGACAUCAUGCGCGGUCUGUGUCACCCGACGCUCUGCUUUGUUGUAGUCAAAAUUGUCGCACACAUCGCUCAACGGCUCGUACAUCUCAUACUCGUAGUUCCUGUAGAAGAGAUAAGAGGAAUAAGAGGGCUUCAAUACGCGAAAUAA